Molecule: messenger RNA, 2377 nt
Organism: Saprolegnia diclina VS20
Lineage: Eukaryota; Oomycota; Saprolegniomycetes; Saprolegniales; Saprolegniaceae
Exons: 5
Coding region: 573-1913 (446 amino acids)
Cellular component (GO): BAT3 complex
Molecular function (GO): polyubiquitin modification-dependent protein binding; misfolded protein binding
Source: RefSeq, a predicted model, not a curated record
UUGACGCCCGGGUUUCGGCGGGCAGGCCCCAGCACGAGCACGUCAACCGCACUGACUUGGGGCACGCCGUUGUCUGCGCCACCAACAAAGCUCAAGCCUGGCAUGGCGUAUACGUGGAUGUGGUGGCGCCCAUUGACGUUCACGAUGGUGACCAUGAGGUCCUUGGUGCUGGCAGCUUCGCCAAAGGUGUCCGUGGCGGCACGAACGAUCUCGGCGGGCAGCGCGUCGCCUUGGGAUGCGUCCAGUGCAAGCCGCGCGCGAUGAAACGGCCACAUGCACACACGCCCAUGGCGCAUGCGGAGGCACGUGUACUCUCCGCCCGACUCGAUCCGAAAGCUUGUGAGGAACUCCUUGGGCGUCAUUCUCCUCGUGUUGCAAUCUCCAUCAAGACACUAUUUCAGUGCAUAAACACUAUUGGAAACUCAUUCUGGCCGUUCUAAAGAUAGUUUACGUACAGUAAAUCGGAACGUAUGCGAAAUAUAGUGUAUUGACGAGAAAUCGAAUGCGUGGAUUGGCUAAAAAUAUACAAAGAUUGCCCAUCAUAGCAUGGGUUUCACUUGGCAGUUGGCAGAAUGGAGGCCGCAGCAGCGAUCGACGACGUGCUUGCGAUGGCCAUGACGCGCCAAGAGAGUUGCAUCGAGAUUCGCAUCAAGACGCUCAAUGACCACAGCUUUGCGCUGCAGGUCCGUCCCGCCAUCGCGGUGAGCGAGCUCAAGGAGAUGCUGCGGACGACGACGCAAGUCCCCGAGCACCGCCAGCGGCUCAUCUACCGAGGCAAGCUCAUGAAAGACGCCGAUCAGCUCGCCGCAUACAACGUGGAAGAUGGGCAUACACUACAUCUCGUGGCCAAGCCCGAGCAGAUCUACAGCGCCGACGGUACAAGCGCGUCCGAGACCGAGCCGCUUCUGCCUCCCGCGCGCAGUGUCUUGCGCCCGCAGCUGCGCCCUCGGCAGUCGCGUCUCGACUCGGCGGCAGCCUUUGCCUCGAUGCGCCGGCGGCUCGGCCUCGACGAAGAUGGCUCGUUGCUCUCAGACGCGCUCAACUUCAGACAACCUCGACCUACCGCGCCGGUGCCCAGCGACGCCGAGAGGGCCUUGGAUUUGACAUCUGAGCCCGAGUCAGAAGCCAGACCUCCAGCCGUCGUUCAUGAUCCUUUCGAGCACAUUGAGCAAGGACUGUUAACGCUCCGCACUCUGUUGUCGACAGUGACGUCGGCGACGCCCACCGAGACCACGAGUGCGGAGCGGGGUGCCACAUUGCGUGCACGCCGCCUCUUUUACGUCGGUCAAUGGCUCGAUGUCAAGGACACAGUCAACCAAUGGCUUGAAGGCACGGUACUGGAGCUCAGUGCGACACACGUCCGCGUACACUACCACGGGUGGCCGACGCGCUGGGACGAGUGGAUCGAGAAGAUCUCGCCGCGCCUCGCUGCCUUCCGGACUCGGACGCUGCAUCCGACAGGGUCGCCCUUCUUGAGCCCGACGCCUAUUGUGCGCUCGGCGCGGUCGACUCCACCGCCGACCGCCCGCUCGCUUGUGCCGCAGAUCCGCGAUGCGCUUCGAGACAUGCUACCGUACGUCGAUCAACUUGCUACGCUCUGUGACGAGCCCGACGCGACGCCUGCACUCACAGAAGCCGCGGACGUGGUUGGCUCCCUCUUUGACCGUGUCGGCCGCGUCCUCGUCGACGCCGCCACGCAUAUCGAAAGCCUCACAACGCCCCACCACGUCAGCAACGACGCGUACGGUUCGCCUCGCAGCGCGUCGCGCCGGGGCCCCACGUCGUACGACUCGACGUUCCGAGAGCUCAUUGUAGGUAUGGGCGCUUUGCACGGGCGUGAUAUCUUGUGUAUGGCGUGUGUAGGCUGUGAGCACCCCGCUUGUCGAGCCACAAGCGCCACGCCGCAACUUUGAUGUCCACAUCCACGCGAUCUUGGCGCCGCCACCAAUGCCGCCGUCACUUUUCGACCACCCAGAUCUGGUCGAGUCUGAGGCGCGAUGGCGCGAGCUCACAGAGCGCAUGCAAGCGUCGCUGCAGCGGUCGCUGCUCUCGCCUGGCAUUGAAACGUCCAUGCCCUUCAUGGAGACGCCGUCACUUCUAGGUCCACGCCGACGCCCGGUUCCGCUUCCCGAGAUGACGACGACCAGUCGCCACCCGGUGCCGUCGUUUCUGAACGUCCUACAGCGGACAAUGCCACCGCUGCGCCCCGUGAUGCGCGACGCAGAAGCAGCGAUUGCGCGUGCCUUCUUUGACGAGCUUCCACUCGCGCCGUCCGAGUCGUCGUCGCCAUAACUCGAUUUGUAGUGAUUAGUCUAACGUGGCGUCUGGCUCGAGCAAGAGCGCCUCUGGCUAUGAAAAAGACUUUGUGUUGCUACAA